Molecule: messenger RNA, 1662 nt
Organism: Brugia malayi
Lineage: Eukaryota; Metazoa; Nematoda; Chromadorea; Rhabditida; Onchocercidae
Gene: Bma-glna-3
Exons: 11
Coding region: 1-1662 (553 amino acids)
Biological process (GO): L-glutamine catabolic process
Molecular function (GO): glutaminase activity; protein binding
Source: RefSeq, a predicted model, not a curated record
AUGGGUUGUAUUCGUGAACGACAAUUUUCAACAGAUUCUGUAAGUUCAAGAGGUGCACCACAUAUUGAUGAUGCUGUUUUUGAUCUGUAUAGAAAUCCGGAAUCUGAAACUUUAUCAUCAUCUGGUUUAUUAAAGUUACUUUAUGAAACUGGAAUUAGACGUGAUGAUCCACGUUUAGCUAAUUUUUUACAUGCAAUACGACAUGAUGAACGAAGACAUUCCGUUUUGGAUAUAACAUCCAAUGAAGUUAUAAAUGAAAAUUUGGAUCGUGAAACUUUUAAAAGAUAUGUUGGUGAUGCAAUUGGAAUUAUUGCAAAAGCUUUAAAAAAACAACUUGUAAUUCCGGAUUGGCCAGCAUUUAUUACAGUUCUUGGUGAAAUUUUUGAAUCAUGUCGCGAUUUUAAUGAUGGAAAUGUAGCAACAUACAUUCCGCAAUUAGCUCGAUCAGAUCCAAAAACAUGGGCUAUGGCUGUUUGUACCAUUGAUGGACAACGUCGAUCAUGGGGUGCUACACAAGUACCAUUUUGCUUGCAAAGUGUAUCAAAACCAUUUACCUAUGCUAUUGCUAUGGAUGAACUUGGUGCAGAAGAAGUACAUAAAUAUAUCGGUCAAGAGCCAUCAGGUCGAUUAUUCAAUGAAAUUUGCUUGGAUCAUAAUCAUAAGCCACAUAAUCCAAUGAUCAAUGCAGGUGCAAUAUUAGUAGCAUCAUUACUUAAACGUUCCAAUUCACUUGCUGAUCGAUUUGAUUUUGCAUUGCAAUAUUUUAAACGAUUUGCUGCUGGUGGUUUUGUUGGUUUUAAUAAUGCUGUUUUUUUAUCUGAACGUGAAACAGCUGAUCGUAAUUAUGCAUUAUCAUAUUAUAUGCGUGAACAUAAAUGUUUUCCACCAAAAACAAGUUUACAAGAUACUUUAGAUUUAUAUUUUCAACUUUGUUCAAUUGAAACAAAUGUUGAUACAUUAGCAGUAAUGGCAGCAACAUUAGCUAAUGGUGGAGUAUCACCGUUAAGUGAGGAACGAGUUGUAUGUAAUCGAGCGGUUCGUGAUACGUUAUCAUUAAUGUAUUCAUGUGGAAUGUAUGAUUAUUCUGGACAAUUUGCUUUCAAGGUUGGUUUACCGGCAAAAAGUGGUGUAUCCGGUGAUAUGAUUAUUGUUGUACCAAAUGUUAUGGGUAUUUGUUUAUUUUCACCACCGCUUGAUCAACUUGGUAAUACAGUUCGAGGUGUAAAAUUUGCGGAACAAUUUGUGGAAAAAUUCAAUUUUCAUAAUUAUGAUAGUCUUGUUUACUCUGAAACGCAUAAGAUUGAUCCUCGAAAAAAGAUUCGAGAAGUGAAACAUGAAUCUGUAUCAAAUAUGAUGUAUGCUGCAACUACUGGUGAUAUUUCAUCUAUUCAAAGAUAUCUUUUAUUGGGUGCAAGUAUCGCUGAAAGAGAUUACGAUGAUCGUACUGUUUUACAUGUUGCUGCAGCACAUGGAAAUGAGAAUGUUCUCAAAUUUUUAUUGCAACGAUGGCAAGAAAGUCCAGAUCCAUUGGAUCGUUAUGGACGAAAACCAUUGGAUGAUGCUAGAGAAUUUGGUCAUAGUAAUUGUGUGGAAAUUUUAGAAAGAGCUUUACAAAAGUAUAUAGCAAAAAUACAAGAGAAAAAUAGUCCUUUUACAAGUUAA